UUGUAUUCAAGAUGGCGGAGAGAUGGUCAAAUUUGAUCGACGAAUUCGUGAAUGUGACUGGUGCAGACAGGGUCAGAGCUAGAUCACUUCUUGAUGCAACAAAUGGCAAUCUUCAAAUGGCCGUUGAAAUGCAUUUUGAUUCAGGAGCUACAGAUGAGCAAGCCAGUAGUUCAAGUAAUGCAGACAACGCUCAGCAGUCURUAGACAUAUCCUCUUCCUCAUCUACCGAUCACCGAUCCGAUUCAACUCAGUCUCGAGUAGUUCAAGAUGAAGUCCGUGCUCCUAUUCCACAAACAAGAGGCAUCCUCGUUGAUGAACCCUAUUCUACAUUUAGUAACAGGAAGAGAACCUCAAAGUCAGUAUUUGAUGCUUUCAGAGAUUUCCAAGCAGAAGCCCGUCAACAAGAACUUGAAUCAACAGGAGCAGGAACAAGCAAACGGAGGACAUUACAAGACCUUUUCCGACCUCCGAUAGAUCUUCUCCACAAAGGAACAUUUGAAACUGCAAAAGUCAGUGGUCAGCAGCAGUCAAAGUGGUUAUUGGUUAAUGUCCAAGAUGUCAAGGAAUUUCAAUGCCAACAAUUAAACAGGGAUGUUUGGAGUAAUGACCAAGUCCGMAGUAUAAUUAAAGCAAACUUUGUCCUUUGGCAGGUGUAUAGAGAUACUGAUGAGGGAGAGAGGUUCAUACAGUUUUACCACGUUUCAAGCUAUCCACAUCUUGCUGUUGUUGAUCCACGAACAGGUGAAAAACUAAUAAGUUGGGGCUUUAUGGAUGCACAAGCAUUUUAUGAAUGUGCAACCGAGUUUUUAGUUGAGCAUCCUGGCUUAGGAGAAGAAAGUCCACCACCUAAAAAACUUAAAAAGCAGAAUUCCAUUGUUGAUGCAUCAGAAGAUUCUCAACUAGAAGCUGCUAUUGCAGAAUCAUUACGAUACUCAACAUCAACAGCCAAUGAUAAUGCAAGCAAUGAUGAGCAAAAUGAUGAUGAUUAUGACCUUGAGUUCACUGAUUCUGACAGUGAUGGCGAGUCUUGGAUACCACAAAAAAUAUCAAAAGGAAAAACUAYUACAAAUAUAAAAAAUAACAGUGAAGUACAAAGUACAAACUCCAGUGAAGAUAUAGACACAAAUAAAAGAACUAAAAACAAUCAUGAUACAAAUACAGACUCUGAAAACAUUCAAAAUAAUACUCCAUCAAGUUCAAGUAAUGAUGASGUUACUAUUAAGAAAGAGUCAAGUGAGGUUACAUCAACAUCGUCUUCCAAAAGUAGCAAUAUUUCUCCUAAUACUGAUUGUUAUAAACAAUGGCAAGAGAAAGAAGGUCCAAGCUGUAAGAUUAUGUUAAGGUUCCCUCAUGGUGGAAGGAAGCAGGUCUCACUACAUGCUGAUGCUCCACUUUUGGCAUUGGUACAGUUUGUACAAUCUGAGGGCUUCACCAAUGAAAGAUUUGAAUUAGUAACUCAUUUCCCAAGAAAGCAACUAUCAUAUCUUGAUUACGCAGUGACACUGAAAGAUGCAGGGCUGUUUCCCCAAGAAACUGUAUUUGUACAGGAACGAUGAUAGUUUACAGAAAGAGAAAAAUAGCUGAGUAGGAAAGAUACAACAAAACAGAUAAUUAAGAUCUUUUUAGAAGAGAAUUAUCAAAGAUAUUUUGUUCCWAAUUACAAUGUACUUAAUAUUGGUCCCUGCUAGCAUUGGAUUUAUAACUGUCUCUCCAAAAGAAUCAAUUAUUGAAAUUUCUCCUUCAAACAUUGGGAAGACAGUAAAAAAUCCUAUGCUAGCAGGGUAGUACUCACAACUCCAGCUAUCAAAUUGAUGACAUUGUGUCUUUGAGAAGUUACAAACUUGAAACAAAAUGACACAAACACAUGCAUACAGGUAAUAGCCUUAACUCGUGUAAUGUGGACUUACUUCAUUCAUUGGUUCACCAAAUCUUUUGUUCUGCAUAUUCCUUCAUGUAAAUAACUUUUAAUAUCAACCUUUUAUUAGUUACAUUUAUGCCUUAUUAAGGCAUUUGGACAGAUUUUCAAAGAAACCAACUAUACUGACAAGGAAUCUGUAAUCGAGGUCAACUGCAGGGAAAGCAAUUUAUAGUCAAUUUUACCCAUCAUUGAGUGUCAUUUUGACUCUGUGGCUACUAUGUACUGCAAGUACAUGACCAUACAAAAACUGGAUCUUAUUGUAUGGAUGAAUUGAUUAGAUUUGUCCUUGUUAUACAUUUUUUCUUGUCUGUAGAGUCAACUACACAUAAUGAGCAAAAAUGUUUUUGGCUUAAUCACAAUUGAUGAUGAACGUAAAGCAUUUCUCCUUGAUUUGAUAAACAAUCUCCAAUCUGAUUAGUGAAGAGCUUUGUUUCAUUCUCAAUUGUGAAUGGUUCUUGAAACCUUGAAUGAACUAGUCAUUGUAGAUAUUGUGUACAAUACAACAAAUUAGUUCUAUUUAGUUAAUUACCUCAAAUCUAAUAAUAAAGUAAGAAUACCAUUU
Molecule: messenger RNA, 2480 nt
Organism: Exaiptasia diaphana
Lineage: Eukaryota; Metazoa; Cnidaria; Anthozoa; Actiniaria; Aiptasiidae
Product: UBX domain-containing protein 7
Exons: 11
Coding region: 12-1556 (514 amino acids)
Biological process (GO): proteasome-mediated ubiquitin-dependent protein catabolic process
Cellular component (GO): nucleus
Molecular function (GO): ubiquitin binding
Source: RefSeq, a predicted model, not a curated record